UAAAGAGGAUGGGUCCUAGAAACCUCCCUAGCUUGAUCUUUUCCUUCUUCUCUCUAUUUCUCUCUCUAUUUCCCUUAUAUGAGAGGUAAAUGAGAUCCAGAAGAAACUCCAAAUCCAUUUGUUACUGAUUUCCAAAUUUGUAAACAACAAAUUAAGCAUUUGAUCAUCACUAGAUUAUAUAGUAACUUCAUUAUCCAAAAGAAGCAUAUAUAUCAGUGAUCUAUCCUUGGUGGGGUUGAUCUGGAUAUACAUGUAUGUGUUUGAUCCAACCGCAGACGCAGCUGCAGGAUUGAGAUUGGAGAUGGCGUUUCCUCAGCAUGGUUUUAUGUUCCAACAACUCCAUGAAGACAAUAGUCAUGAUCAACUUCCUUCUUGUCCUCCUCCUCAUCUCUUCAAUGGAGGAGGAAACUACAUGAUGAACAGAUCUAUUUCUUUAACGAACGUGCAAGAGGAUCAUCAUCAAUCCGUUGAUGAAGAGAAUCUAUCAGACGAUGGGUCACAUAUGAUGCUAGGAGAGAAGAAGAAGAGGCUGCAACUAGAGCAAGUCAAGGCAUUAGAGAAGAGCUUCGAGCUGGGGAACAAGCUGGAGCCAGAGAGGAAGAUACAACUAGCUAAAGCAUUGGGUAUGCAGCCGAGACAGAUCGCGAUUUGGUUCCAAAACAGGAGAGCUAGGUGGAAGACUAGACAGCUCGAGAGAGACUACGAUUCACUCAAGAAACAGUUUGAGUCUCUUAAGUCGGACAAUGAUUCUCUUCUUACCCACAACAAAAAACUCCUUGCUCAGGUAAUGGCUCUUAAGAACAAAGAUUGUAAUGAAGCAAACAUAAUAAAGAGAGAAGCAGAAGCGUCAUGGAGCAACAAUGGAAGCACAGAGAAUAGCUCAGACAUAAACUUGGAGAUGCCUAGAGAGACCACAACGACACAUGUGAACACGAUCAAAGACCUUUUCCCUUCAUCCAUUCGAUCAUCUGCACGUCAACAUGAUCAAGAUGAUGAUGAUCAUCAUCGGAAUCAUGAAAUCGUUCAAGAAGAGAGCUUUUGUAACAUGUUUAAUGGCAUUGAUGAAACGACGUCGGCUGGUUACUGGGCAUGGUCUGACCCAAACCACAACCACCACCACCACCAUCAAUUCAAUUGAUCCAUGGUCCUCCUACAGCUCGAAAUGAUCAUAAUCAUCAUCAUCAGAAAAAAAGAAACAGUUCAUCUCUUAUUUGAAUUUGACUCUUUGGAAUUUAUUUUUACUCUUUUAAACUUAGAUUGAGGGAUUAUCUUGUUUUCUUUGGGUUUGUAGAGCAUUGGUGUAUAGUGCGAAAAUUUGUUGUUUCUUUAUUAUAAAUAAAGAUUAAUACGAACACUCUCGAAUUUAUUCCCUGACCUUCUAUGAAACUAUGACUCUGGUCCCAAGUCCCAACCGAACAGUUCAUGUUCAAAGUGAU
Thlaspi arvense is the source of this 1436-nucleotide messenger RNA. NCBI's taxonomy places the organism in Eukaryota, Viridiplantae, Streptophyta, Magnoliopsida, Brassicales, Brassicaceae. The record is from the annotation of a GenBank genome assembly.